Molecule: messenger RNA, 2021 nt
Organism: Melozone crissalis (California towhee)
Lineage: Eukaryota; Metazoa; Chordata; Aves; Passeriformes; Passerellidae
Product: natural resistance-associated macrophage protein 2-like
Exons: 16
Coding region: 46-1902 (618 amino acids)
Biological process (GO): metal ion transport
Cellular component (GO): plasma membrane
Molecular function (GO): cadmium ion transmembrane transporter activity; manganese ion transmembrane transporter activity; iron ion transmembrane transporter activity
Source: RefSeq, a predicted model, not a curated record
GUGUCCGGAGUGAAGCAGCUGCCAGAGCAGGGCAAGGCCUCCCCCAUGGGCACCUCAGACAUGGAGAGGAAAACGUCCUACGAGGAUGUCUCUGGGGAGCCCGGGGGGCUCGGGGGGGUGCUCAGCACCAUCUCCAGCAGCAGGAGCCCCCUGCAGCCCCCCGAGGCUGAGGAUGAGGAGCCCUUCAGCACCUACUUCAACAGCAAGAUCCCCAUCCCCGAGGACGAGACGCAUUCCUGCUUCAGCUUCCGCAAGCUGUGGGCGUUCACGGGCCCGGGGUUCCUGAUGAGCAUCGCGUACCUGGACCCCGGCAACAUCGAGUCCGACCUGCAGUCAGGGGCUGUGGCCGGCUUCAAGCUGCUGUGGGUGCUGCUGCUGGCCACCAUCAUCGGGCUGCUGCUGCAGCGGCUGGCGGCCAGGCUGGGCGUGGUCACAGGGCUGCACCUGGCCGAGGUGUGCCACCGCCAGUACCACAAGGUGCCCCGGAUCAUGCUGUGGCUCAUGGUGGAGCUGGCCAUCAUCGGCUCGGACAUGCAGGAGGUGAUCGGCUCUGCCAUCGCCAUCAACCUGCUCUCGGUGGGCAAGAUCCCCCUCUGGGGCGGGGUGCUCAUCACCAUCGCCGACACCUUCGUCUUCCUCUUCCUCGACAAAUACGGCCUGAGGAAGCUCGAGGCGUUUUUUGGGCUCCUCAUCACCAUCAUGGCCCUGACCUUUGGAUAUGAGUACAUCACGGUGAAGCCCAACCAGCAGAAGCUGCUGCAGGGUUUGUUCAUCCCCUACUGCCAGGACUGUGGCACCCCCCAGCUGGAGCAGGCCGUGGGCAUCGUGGGCGCCGUCAUCAUGCCCCACAACAUGUACCUGCACUCUGCCCUGGUCAAGUCCCGGCAGGUGAACCGUGCGGACAAGAGGGAGGUCAGGGAGGCCAACAAGUAUUUCUUCAUCGAGUCCUGCAUCGCGCUCUUCGUCUCCUUCAUCAUCAACAUCUUCGUGGUCACCGUCUUCGCCGAGGCCUUCUUCGACAAGACCAACGCCAACGUGAGCCAGGUCUGUGCCAACUCCAGCAGCCCCCACUCCUCGCUGUUCCCCAACAACACCGACACCCUGGAGGUGGACAUCUACAAAGGGGGCGUGGUCCUGGGCUGCUACUUCGGCCCCGCCGCGCUCUACAUCUGGGCCAUCGGCAUCCUGGCGGCCGGGCAGAGCUCCACCAUGACGGGCACCUACUCGGGCCAGUUCGUCAUGGAGGGGUUCCUGAACCUGCGCUGGUCGCGCUUUGCGCGGGUGCUGCUCACGCGCUCCAUCGCCAUCACCCCCACGCUGUUCGUGGCCAUCUUCCAGGACGUGGAGCACCUGACGGGCAUGAACGACUUCCUGAACGUCCUCAUGAGCCUCCAGCUCCCAUUCGCGCUGAUCCCGGUGCUCACCUUCACCAGCCUGCCCAGCGUCAUGCACGACUUCGCCAACGGCCUGUUCUGGCGCGUGGCCGGGGGGCUGCUGAUCCUGCUCAUCUGCGGCAUCAACAUGUACUUCGUGGUGGCGUAUGUGAUGGCGCUGCACAGCCUGGCACUGUACAUCGGGGCCGCCCUGCUCAGCGUCCUCUACCUGGCAUUCGUGGCCUACCUGAGCUGGCUGUGCCUGGUGGCCCUGGGCGCCUCCUUCCUGGCCUGCGGCAGCACGGGCCGCCUGGGCUUCGCCGCCCGCCCCGAGCUCUUCCUCCUCGGCCACGUCGGUUCCGACCCGUCCGUGCCCCAGGUGACCCCGGAGCCCGCGGACCCCCGGGACCCCCAGGACCCCCCGGUGUGGGGGGACGGACCCCCGGGACCCCCCCAGGACCCCGAGCCCCGGGCGGGCGGCGGAGCGGAGUGGGACAGCGGGAGCAGGAGGACACCUGGGGACACCUGAGCCAGCUUUGGGGACACCCAGGACAGACUUGGGGACACCCGGGCCGGCUUUGGGGACACUUCAGCCAGACUUGGGGACACUCAGACCAGCUCUGGGGACAUCUGAGCCAGCCUUGAGGA